AUGAGCGCACCGCCGAGCAACACGCCGACGUUUAAGCUCAUCCUCGUCGGUGACGGUGGCACCGGGAAGACGACGUUCGUGAAGCGUCACUUGACUGGAGAGUUUGAGAAGAAAUAUUUGCCCACGGUGGGCGUGAGCGUGCACCCGUUGGACUUCCACACGAACUGCGGUCCCAUUCGCUUCGACUGCUGGGAUACGGCGGGACAGGAAAAGUUUGGUGGCUUGCGUGAUGGGUACUACAUUCACGGACAGUGCGCGAUCAUCAUGUUCGACGUGACGUCGCGGACGACGUAUAAGAAUGUGCCGACGUGGCACCGCGACAUCACGCGCGUGUGCGAAGACAUUCCGAUCGUGUUGUGCGGGAAUAAGGUCGACGUGCGCAACCGCCAGGUGCGCGCUAAGUCGAUCACGUUCCACCGGAAGAAGAACUUGCAGUACUACGAGUUGUCGGCCAAGUCAAACUACAACUUUGAAAAGCCGUUCUUGUACCUCGCGCGCAAGUUAAGCGGUAACCCGCAGCUUCAAUUUACCGAAUCCCCGGCGCUCGCGCCGCCGACCGUCACCGUCGAUUUGGCGGAGGUGGCGGCGUACGAGAAGGAGCUCGCGGACGCCGCGGCGCAGCCGUUGCCGGAUGAGGACGACGAGUUGCUCGACGCGUAG
Molecule: messenger RNA, 660 nt
Organism: Ostreococcus tauri
Lineage: Eukaryota; Viridiplantae; Chlorophyta; Mamiellophyceae; Mamiellales; Bathycoccaceae
Product: Small GTPase superfamily, Rho type
Exons: 2
Coding region: 1-660 (219 amino acids)
Biological process (GO): protein import into nucleus; ribosomal subunit export from nucleus
Cellular component (GO): nucleus; cytoplasm
Molecular function (GO): GTP binding; GTPase activity
Source: RefSeq, a predicted model, not a curated record